AUGGUUAAUUACAAGUGCUUAUUUUGUGAGCGUACAUUUAGUAGUCAUUCAGGGUAUAGCCAAUAUGUUAAUAUUUGCGAUCAAUCUAUUAGUGAUAAAAGUAAUGAUUCUAUUAUGGAUAUUAAUGAAGUUUCGCUAGAAAGUGAAGAUAUUUUUAAUUCUAUUGAAAUACGUUUUUUAACAAAUUUAUAUGAAUAUAUUCCUCUGCCUGUUGAAGAAUUACUUUUAAGUGAUGAUCAUAACAGUAAUUUUGAAAAUAUUAUAUUUGAAGAUUCAAUAAUAAAUCAAGAUAUUUUAGAACCUGA
Messenger RNA from Funneliformis geosporum, 305 nucleotides. Lineage: Eukaryota; Fungi; Glomeromycota; Glomeromycetes; Glomerales; Glomeraceae. The record is from the annotation of a GenBank genome assembly.